Molecule: messenger RNA, 1263 nt
Organism: Ixodes scapularis (black-legged tick)
Lineage: Eukaryota; Metazoa; Arthropoda; Arachnida; Ixodida; Ixodidae
Product: cysteine-rich hydrophobic domain-containing protein 2-like
Exons: 6
Coding region: 179-700 (173 amino acids)
Source: RefSeq, a predicted model, not a curated record
AGAGCGAAACAGAGUGGCAGAGAUCCUCACAACAGCUGAACGAACCCUAAGCGCUUUUGUUAUGGCUCGUGCGGUGCCAUGACUCGCUUGAAGUCGCAUUAGGUCGUACCGCGGUUACUUCUCGCGCACAGACGGAAACAGGAGAGCGACGAGUGCGUGCCCGAGACCCUGAAGCCGGAUGGCGGCAUCGACAGAGUCAAGCAUGGCAGAUUUCGACGCGAUCUACGAAGAGGACGACGAAGACCCGAGGGCCAACGAAGACUCGUUGGUGAGCCUCGUACCCGAACCGGUGGUCAUACGAGGCGCCGGAAACAUGACAGUGUUUGGUCUGAGCAAUAAAUUCGACACGGAAUUCCCGCCAACGCUAUCUGCUAAGGUGGCUCCAGAAGAAUUCAAAGCUACCAUUGUGCGCAUCAACAGCGUCCUGCGCAAGACUCUACCCGUGAACGUCAAGUGGCUUUUCUGCGGCUGCCUGUGUUGUUGCUGUACCCUCUUAUGCUCGCUCUGGCCCGUCGUCUGCUUGAGCAAACGGACGCGGCAUUCGAUAGAGAAAGUCCUGGACUGGGAGAAUAGUCACCUUUACCACAAGCUCGGUCUACAUUGGAAGCUUGGAAAGCAGCGGUGCGAUUCCAACAGCAUGAUGGAAUACCUGCUGCUCAUCGAAUUCAUCCCCAAGUUGGCCAUCCAUCGGCCCGACUAAAGGCCGACGAGCCAGUCCCCCUUUCUCAAGUGUUGCCGCGGCGCUCGGACCAAUGAGGCGGCAAGAGGGCUCUCGAGGACGACCAGAGCGCAGCGAAUCUCUGUCACGGCGGAACGAAGACAGCCCCGCCCUGAGCAUUUGCUGCGUCUCUUUGGAGACCGUCUUACAGACAACAAAAACGGCGCAAGGCAAGAGUUCUUAGCCGACACCACAAGACUGCUGUACCAAGUGCAGACGCAAGAGAUCUGAUAUGUCGUUUAAAAGAAACGUGCGACCAGAGAUAGGUCGCAAACGAAAAACAGCAGAGAAUUGCACAGGUGCCUUUAAUUUACCGUGUUUAAACGUACGUAGGACACGCUUAGACUUAACAAACUGGAGUUUGCUGGAAGCAGCGUCAAAGACCUGUUGCUUGUUCGAUGCUAUCAAUCCUUUUCAGAUGUCAGCAGUUGCAAGCUGUCUGAGCGUAAACUCGGAAGCAGUAGGAAUAAAGUUGUUAGCGGGCGCUCCGAUCUAAAAUACGCAAAUGUUGUUGACAAGGGUGCUCGUACAAUUAGCGUCAUCAA